AUGGAGGUUGACUGGGACAGAAGAAGGGCUGCAUGGGAUUUUCUAAGAUCUCUCAGGGCGGUUUCUGAACUUCUUUGGGUGGUUUUGGGGGAUUUCAAUGAUUUAUUGAUGCAGUCAGAUAAGAGAGGGAGGUUGCCACAUCCUGUUGGUUUGAUUGAGGGGUUUGCUGAAGCAUUGGACGACUGUGGUUUGAUGACACUGCCCAUGAUUGGAUACCCUUACACGUGGGAGCGUGGGAAAGGGACUGCUCGCUGGGUUGAGGAACGCUUGGAUAGGGUGGUGGCGAAUAUGGACUGGCUGCAGGACUAUGAUAGGGCGAGGUUGUUUAAUAUUCGAACUGACUCGUCAGAUCAUACUGCGUUAUUCCUGGAUAUAGUUGGGGUGGAACAUGUGUUGAGGCCCCGGGGAUUCCGGUUUGAGAAUGCAUGGCUUCUGGAUGUGGUUGCAGGGAGGUGGUGGAGAGGGAAUGGGCUAGUACCCCGGGUUUGGCGUUGCAGGCCAGGCUUGCUUGAUGAGCAGUUGGGUGUUGUGCUAGCCCAGGAGGAGGCUUUCUGGAGGCAAUGUGCUAAGCAGCACUGGCUUCAAGGAGCUGACAGGAAUACUAAGUUUUUUCACAAGUAUGCUUCACACCGGAAGAAGAAGAAUAUGAUCCAGAGACUUAAGGAUGAUGUUGGUGUAUGGAGAGAGGGCAGCUCCUUGGACUCGGUGGUUACGGACUAUUAUAAACAUAUCUUUACCUCGGGUGGGAAUCCAGGGAAUUUCAAUGUGGAUACCAUGCGGUCUUGUGUAACCAGAGAACAGAAUGAUGAUUUGCUGCAACCCUUUGAGCCGGAGGAGGUACGGAGUGCUUUAUUUUCUAUGGCCAAGGAUAAAUCUCCAAGACCGGAUGGCAUGAACCCGGGCUUCUAUCAGGCCUUCUGGGAUGUUAUUGGUAAGGAUGUUUCUGAUUUCAUGCUUCAUUGUUUGUCUGAGAAGUCUUUUCCUGCUAAUUUGAAUGAUGCCAAUAUUGUUUUGAUACCCAAAAAAUGCACCCCUGUGUUUGUGUCUGAUUUAAGGCCAAUAGCUUUGUGUAAUGUGCUGUAUAAGAUAAUGGCUAAAAUGAUUGCUAAUCGUAUGAAACCAUUGCUUGAGGGUAUGAUUUCUGUUUCGCAAAGUGCCUUUUUACUUGGUAGAUUGAUCUCAGAUAAUAUACUUAUUGCGUCUGAGGUUGGCCAUUAUUUGAGGAGGAAACGGUUGGGGCAGGUUGGUUCGGCGGCCUUAAAACUUGAUAUGGCGAAAGCAUAUGACAGGAUGGAGUGGCCGUUUGUACAGCAGAUGUUGACUGGUUUGGGAUUUGAUGACAGAUGGGUUCAGCUGGACACUCAGGCAAAAGGGCUUCUACAUGGUUGUAGAGUGGCCAGGGGAGCACCAUCUAUCUCACAUAUGCUUUUUGCAGAUGACAGUUUGCUUUUCUUUAAGGCUAACUUGCAGGAAGCAUUGGAGGGAGUAUAUGAGUCUUUCUCGGGGCAAGCGGUUAAUUUUCAAAAAUCGAGUAUUACGUUUAGUCGUAAUACGGUUGUGGAAGUUAGGGACCUGGUUGCGAAUGCCUUGGGGGUGGUCCAAGCUGAUGAUUUUGGAAAGUAUCUUGGUUUACCUUCUGUUGUAGGCCGGAAUAGGAGUCCAGUUUUCGCAUAUGUUGAGCAGAAGUUGAGGGAGAGGUUUGGUUCAUGGAACAAGAGACUGUUAUCCAAGGCAGGGAAAGAGGUACUGGUGGGGUCAGAGAAGUUCACAGGGUAG
Ipomoea nil (Japanese morning glory) is the source of this 1776-nucleotide messenger RNA. RefSeq lists its product as uncharacterized. The coding region runs from base 1 to 1776 and encodes 591 amino acids. The record is from RefSeq and is a predicted model, not a curated record. The transcript has 5 exons. Lineage: Eukaryota; Viridiplantae; Streptophyta; Magnoliopsida; Solanales; Convolvulaceae.